Molecule: messenger RNA, 1032 nt
Organism: Hibiscus syriacus
Lineage: Eukaryota; Viridiplantae; Streptophyta; Magnoliopsida; Malvales; Malvaceae
Product: histone-lysine N-methyltransferase CLF-like
Exons: 4
Coding region: 1-1017 (338 amino acids)
Biological process (GO): chromatin remodeling
Molecular function (GO): histone methyltransferase activity
Source: RefSeq, a predicted model, not a curated record
AUGCAUCUGUCCGAAUCCUCUCCUAUUCCUCAAUUAUCACCUUCUAAAAAUAAAAUUGCCAGAAAAUCUGGCAUUUUCAAGAGAAAUAGCAAGCGAGUUGCUGAAUGUGUUUUAGUUUGCACGCGCAAGAGGCAGAAGAAGAUGGCAGCUUCUGAAUCUGGUUCUCUUGUGAGUGGAUGUGUUUCACCUACAGAUAUGAAACUCAGGUUUAGACCACGAAAGCAAAAUGAAGAUUCAACGUAUUCUUCACAUACGGAUGUAAAAUCUUUAAACACAGAAAGGUCUAGUAGGAAAGACUGGUCGUUAAAAGGAGUGCAAGGAGAAGUUCCCCCUAGUGAAACUGUUAAUGAUCUGGCUCUGACUAGUAGUAAUGAUUGCCUGGGAAGAGAAGAGUUUGUGGAUGAAAAUUUAGGUAAACAAGAACUAACUGAUGAUAAAUCUUGGAAAGCUAUUGAAAAAGGUCUUUUUGAGAAAGGUGUGGAGAUUUUUAGCAGGAACAGCUGUUUGAUUGCUAGAAAUCUUUUAAACGGUUUGAAGACAUGUUGGGAGGUUUUCCAAUACAUGACCGGCACUGACAAUAAACUGACUUGCCAUGCAGCCAAUGGUGUUCUAUCUCUUCUUGAAGGGUGUUCUAAAUAUGACCUUAAUGGAGCUAUGGGAACCAAUGAAGUAAGACGGAGAUCAAGAUUCCUACGAAGAAGGGGUAGAGUCCGUCGUUUGAAAUAUACCUGGAAAGCAGCUGCAUAUCACUCAAUCAGGAAAAGGAUUACCGAGAGGAAAGAUCAGCCAUGCCGGCAGUAUAAUCCAUGUAGUUGUCAAACAGCUUGUGGAAAGCAAUGUUCUUGCGUUUUAAAUGGAACAUGCUCUGAAAAAUACUGCGGAUGUCCUAAGAGUUGCAAGAAUCGAUUUAGAGGUUGUCAUUGUGCUAAAAGUCAAUGCCGAAGCCGCCAGUGUCCAUGUUUUGCUGCAGACAGGGAAUGUGAUCCAGAUGUUUCUAUAAAUUGUUGGGUUAGGUGAGCUCUGACUUUGAUU